Molecule: messenger RNA, 3030 nt
Organism: Plasmodium gallinaceum
Lineage: Eukaryota; Apicomplexa; Aconoidasida; Haemosporida; Plasmodiidae
Product: surface-associated interspersed protein (SURFIN)
Exons: 1
Source: RefSeq, a predicted model, not a curated record
AAUGAAAAAGAUUUGAAGUAUGAACAAAUCCAGAAAUCUAAUGCUCACGAGGAAACGUAUAUGGAAAAUGACAAAGAUUUGAAGUUUGAACAAAUUAAAAAAUCCAAAACACAUGAAGGAACCUAUAUGGAAAAUGAAAUAAAUUUGAAGUAUGAAGAAAUAAAGGAAUCCAAAGCACAUAAAGGAAUGUAUAUGGAAAAUGAAAAAGACUUGAAGCAUGAAAAAAUGAAGAAAUCCAAAGCACAUAAAGGAAUGCACAAGAAGAAUGAAAAAGAUUUGAAGUAUGAACAAAUCCAGAAAUCUAAUGCUCACGAAGGAACGUAUAUGGAAAAUGACAAAGAUUUGAUGUUUCAACAAAUUAAAAAAUCCAAAACACAUGAAGGAAACUAUAUGGAAAAUGAAAUAGAUUUGAAGUAUGAAGAAAUAAAGAAAUCCAAAGCACAUGAAGGUAUAUAUAUAGAAAAUGAAAAUAAAUGCAUUCGUCAGGUUGUAGAUGUAUCAAUGAAACACGAAAAUGAAUCAAUGUUGGGAGAAAAAUUAUAUCAAGAUGAUCCUAGAAAUGAAAUUGAAGAAAUUGAAUUGAAUGUAAAUAAAUCUAGAAAUGAAAUUAAAGACGAAUUAAAUAAAAAUAGAUUAGAAGAAAAUCCUUUUCAAACUGUAUGGAAUAUUAGGAAUGGCACAUUAAAUGAGGAAAUAGAAAAUGAAAUAAAUUUACAAAAAGAAAAACCUACAUGUGAUUUUGAAAUGAAAAAUUUAGGAAAUAAAACGUCAAUCAAGAAUGAUGUAUGUAGUUGGAAUACAUGGAUAAAUAUACAUUUGGUAGCCUUACUUGAGAAUAAAAAAGAAGAAUGGAAAUUGAAUAAAACCGAAUUUUUUAAUAUUUGUUUAGAAGAGAUCAAAAAAGAUGGAGAAAAUUCUAAUUUAAAAGAAAUGGGAAAUAAUUUUGUAUCGAAAAUAAAAGAAGAAAAUAAUACCGAUACAAUAGAUAAAAAUAGUAGUAUAUUAGAGAAAUAUAAAAAUGAACAGUGGUUUAUUAAUUUGAAGAAAGAAUGGGAACAAGAACAGGAAAAACACCUACAAUAUUUAGAAGAACAUGAAAUUAAAAAAAUGUCAGAAUUGGGAUUAAAUAAUUUUAUUCUAGGUAAAAAAAAAAAAAUAUGGAAGAAAUGGAUAGAAUGUCAAAUAGAGCAUUCAUAUGAAUACAAAAAUCAGAAAUGGUUUGUACAAUUGCUAGAAGAAUAUGAAAAAGAAGAAAAUGAAGAAAAUUUAAAGGAAGAAAAUAUAGAGAAAGAAAAAAAUAAUGGAAUAGAUAAAUGUGAAAAGAAAAAAAAUUUGGAAAGGAGAAUUUUGUUAGAUAUUCAUAUGAUGGUAUUAGAGGAAUGUAUGAAAGAAGAGUUGCAAAAAGAAGAAGAAUUUUAUAAAACAAACAUAAUAGAGAUAAGAAAAUUUAAAAAUUUGGAGGAAGAAACAAAUAAAUUAGAAAAAAUAGGAAAAGAAAGAAGUUGGAAUGUUAUAUCAGAGAAAGAAAAAGAGGAAAUAGAAAAAUGGAAAAAAGAAAAAUGGUUUAUUGAGUUAAUGCUAGAAUGGAAAAAUAAUGAAGAAAAUUAUAUGAUGGAGAUAAAUGAAGAAAUUUUAGCAAAAAAGAAUCAAGAAAGUGUAAUAGAUGUUAUCUUAGAAAGACAAAGCAAUAUAUUGAAAAAACACUGUGAAAAUAUUUAUAGAAAGUGGAAGGAAAAUGACAACAAUGAGGAAUGGUUUACAAAGUUAGUUAAAGUACAUGAAAAUGAAGAGAAAGAAUAUAAAAGUAGAAUUUAUAAAAAUAAUAUAGAAAAAGAAAAUGAAAAAACCAUAGAAAUAAGUGAAUCAAUAACAGAGAUUAAUAAAAUGGAGGAAGGAAAAAUGAAAAAAUAUGAAAGGAAUAGUUUACAGGAAUCAUAUGAAAAGAAUAAUUCUAUAAUAAUCAAAAAAAAAUUAAAAUGGAAGACAUUAAUAGAAAUACACAUGAUUGUAUUAGAAGAAUGUAAAAAAGAUGAGUGGUUGCUGAAUAGAGGAAAAUUUUUGGAAGCAUGCUUAGAUGAAUUUAUAAAAGAAGAAAAAGAAAAAUAUCCAGAAAUAAUAGAAAAUGAUUUAGCAAUGAUGAGAGAAGGGGAAGAAGACAUUAGUACAUUGAUGAUUCAGAAACAAAAACUUUUAUGGAAAAAAUGGGUACAAAGAAACAAAAGAAUGUCAGAGAAAUGGAUAAAUGAAGAAUGGUUUAUUAAUUUAAAAAAAGAAUGGGGAAAAGAACAAGAAAAAUUUAAUGAAUUAACAAAAGAAUCAGAAAUAUCAGAUAUAGUAGCAGGAAAAAAUCCUAUGCUAGAGAAACAAAAAAGAAUAUGGAAACGAUGGCUAAGAAAACAAAGAAUGUGGUUUAUACUACAUAGCGAGGAUGAAUGGUUUAACAAUUUAUUGGAAGAAUACGAAGAAGAAGAAGAAGAAAGUAUGAAAAGAAUAACUAAAAAAGAUACGAAAAAAGAGAAGGAAAUUCAUGAAAAUAUAGAAGAAUUGAAGCAAGUAGGAGAUAAUGAAAUAGAGAAAAAUAUUAAAAAAAGGAAGAAAUUGAUACAAAAGGUUUUGAUAGAAAUACAUAUGACGCUAUUAGAAGAAUGUAUGAAAGACGAAUGGCAAAAAGAAAAAGAAUAUUUUUUUAAAACAAUGAUGGAAGAGUUGAAAAUACAAGAAAAUUUAGAUGAAAAUGUUAUCAUAUUGGAAAUAAAAAAAAAAAGAAGUAGGAAUGCUAUAUUAGAUAUUGAAAAAGUGGAAAUAGAAAAAUGGAAAAAGAAAAAAUGGUUUAUAGAGUUAAUGUUGGAAAUGAAUAACAAGGAAAAAACAUACAUAAAAGACGUAUAUGAAGAUAUGAUAGCAAAAAAUAAUGAGAAAAGAAUUAAAAAUCCCAUGUUAGAAAUGCAAAAAAUUAUAUGGAAAAAACACUGUGAAGAUAUUCAUAAAAAGUGGUUAGAAAAAAAUAAUAAGGAAAUUUUACAACACUAA